AUGUUCCAGAGCAGGAAGUGGUGUUCUCUUGGAGAAUUCGGGACGCGGGAGGAUGCUGUUCCCUCAUCUGUUAGACAGUUUUACCAUUCACACCUUCCAAAGACACUGCCCACUACAUCCGUGCGAUCAAACUUUCCUGUCCUUCUCCCUGCUGAAUUCUUCCUGCUCUUGGAGCUGCCGCUUUCUGCCUCCUGGGACUCGGUGUCCUCUUUGCCACGUCCUGACUCCAGUGGAGGAGGCAUGGAAGGACCUCAUGUUCUUGGGCAGACUGCCUACUCACCCUCGCCUGCGAACCCUGUGCAUCUGGUGUUUCUACUCUGUAUGCUUGAGGCUGGGAGUUUGGGGCUCAGAGAAGUGAGUUCUGGGCCAUGA
Molecule: messenger RNA, 372 nt
Organism: Pipistrellus nathusii (Nathusius's pipistrelle)
Lineage: Eukaryota; Metazoa; Chordata; Mammalia; Chiroptera; Vespertilionidae
Source: the annotation of a GenBank genome assembly